Messenger RNA from Coturnix japonica (Japanese quail), 3375 nucleotides. RefSeq names its product prolyl 3-hydroxylase 2 (gene P3H2). Gene Ontology annotation, biological process: collagen fibril organization; collagen metabolic process; peptidyl-proline hydroxylation to 3-hydroxy-L-proline. NCBI's taxonomy places the organism in Eukaryota, Metazoa, Chordata, Aves, Galliformes, Phasianidae. Gene Ontology annotation, cellular component: endoplasmic reticulum. Gene Ontology annotation, molecular function: collagen binding; iron ion binding; procollagen-proline 3-dioxygenase activity. The record is from RefSeq and is a predicted model, not a curated record.
CGGGGGAGGGCGUGCAGGGAGUUGGGUUGGGAUAUUGCUGCGGUGUUCUUACCGUCAUUGAGCCGGUGCUCGCACUGCGGGCAUGGCGCCGGGGAGCCGGUCCUGGGGGGCCGUGCUGUUGCUCGCGGCGGUGCUGCCUGCGGCGUGCGGGAGCUGCGGAGCGGAGGGCGGCCCGCUGGAGCCCUUCGACGAGCUGUACGCCAGCGGUGUGGAAGCGUACUACGGCGGAGACUUCGCUGGCGCUGCGCGGUGCCUGGAACAAGCGCUGCGCAGCCGGAGGGAGCUGCGGGCGGAGCGGCUGCGGUGCCGGCGGCGCUGCCGGGGGCAGGUGCGGCUGGCGGCGCUGGGUGCGGGGCCCGCCGGGGAGCUGCCCUUCUUCUGGGCUCUGCUGCGGCGAGCCGGCUGCCUGCGGAGCUGCGAGGAGCCGCGUCUGGGAGCCACAUCCCGGCACCGCGCUACCGAGGAGGUGCGCUCUGAUUUCCAGCGCAGGGUGCCCUACAGCUACUUGCAGCGCGCCUACAUCCAGCUGAACAAGCUGGAGGAGGCAGCAAAUGCAGCUCACACCUUCUUCAUGGCAAACCCUGAGCACAUGGAGAUACAGCAGGACAUUGAGAACUACAAAACCACAGCAGGGAAAGUCAGCUUGAUCGACCUGGAGGCCAAGCCACACAUGGAGGAUUACAGUGCUGGUGUCAGGCACUAUGACAAAGAGGAGUACAGGUUGGCCAUCACCUUCUUGGAGCGUGCACUGGAAGGGUACUAUGCUGAGGAUGAGGAUUGCCAGAUCAUGUGCGAAGGACCACAGAGGUUUGAGGAACAUGAAUACCUGGAAUAUAAAGCUGGCCUCUACGAAGCUAUUGCAGAUCACUACAUGCAAGUCCUGGCCUGCAAACACGACUGUAUUCGAGAGCUUGCCACGCGCUCGGGCCGCAUCUCACCCAUUGAAAACUUCCUUCCCCUACACUACGAUUACCUGCAGUUUGCCUAUUACAGAGUUGGUGACUAUGUGAAAGCCCUGGAGUGUGCCAGGACCUACCUCCUCUUCCACCCAGAUGAUGAAGAUGUCUUGGAGAAUGCGGCUUAUUAUGAGGACCUCUUGAAAGGUACCCUGGAUCUAGCCACUAUCAAGCCCAGAAAGGAAGCAAAAGCAUUACUGCGUCGGCACAAGCUGGAGUCUCAUCUCCUGCGGGUGGCUUCAAUUGGCCUGGGGUUCACCUAUACAGAGCCGAACUACUGGAAGAGGUACGGUGCCCGUCAAGAUGAGCACAGUGUCCCAUCAAGUAUCAGCAGUGAGCCAGAGGAUGGGCCCCGGCUGUCGCUAACAAAGAAACCCACACCAAAACCAGAUCGAGAGCUGAAGGAGGGGGGUCCGCUUCUCUACAGCGAUGUGAAGUUUGUCUACAACUCACAGCAGUUGAAUGGCACCCAACGAGUGCUACUGGACAAUGUCAUCUCAGAGGAGCAGUGCCGGGAGCUUCACAGGGUGGCCAGUGGGAUCAUGUUGGCUGGAGACGGCUAUCGGGGCAAAACCUCUCCCCAUACUCCAAAUGAGAGAUUUGAAGGAGCCACUGUCCUCAAAGCCCUAAAGUAUGGCUAUGAGGGUCGUGUCCCACUGAAGAGCGCCCGGCUCUUCUACGACAUCAGCGAGAAGGCCCGCAGGAUCGUCGAGUCCUACUUCAUGCUCAACUCCACGCUCUACUUCUCCUACACGCACCUGGUGUGUCGCACUGCUCUCUCUGGCCAGCAGGAGAGGAGGAAUGACCUGAGCCACCCCAUCCAUGCUGACAACUGCCUCCUGGACCCUGAGGCCAACGAGUGCUGGAAGGAGCCUCCUGCCUACACCUUUCGGGAUUACAGUGCCCUCCUCUAUAUGAAUGCAGAUUUUGAAGGCGGCGAGUUCAUUUUCACUGAGAUGGAUGCCAAAACAGUGACGGCAUCUAUCAAGCCCAAGUGUGGACGAAUGGUCAGCUUCUCAUCGGGUGGUGAGAACCCACAUGGAGUGAAGGCAGUUACCAAAGGCCAACGGUGCGCUGUGGCUCUGUGGUUUACAUUGGACCCGCUUUACAGGGAACUGGAGCGAAUCCAGGCAGAUGAAGUGAUCGCCAUGUUGGACCAGGAGCACUUAGGACCCAGUGAAAUGAACAUCAACCCAAAGGAUGAGCUAUGAACUAGGCCAAAGACUUUUUCUAUUAAAUAUUUAUUUAAUAUUGUUAAUCUUAUUAGAACCUUUCUAUUUUUGUACAGAGAUGCUGUAUAAAUUAACAGGUUAAUAUGAUUGUGGAGUUUUCAGGAGUGCCUCUUCUGUAUUUAGCACAGCUCUCGCUGGGACCCCUCAUCCCUGUGCCAGCAUCUUCUGCUUGAACUCUUUGCUGCUGGGGUUCCCUGUCCUUCCUGAGCGCUGCUCAGGACCCACUCAGCCCUGCUGUACCUCCUUGGAGGACCUCCUUUUAUCUUCCUCAGCCAGAAGUAGCUGCUUCUCUUUAGCCUCUGCUAGAGAAAUGUCUCAGGUGGGCUGAUGGAUCUCACCCUUUCCCUGCCAAUCUGUGGCUGGAGACCUUAGUAGUGCUGCCCUGGAAAGCACUGCUGGGGUCUUGGUUGGAGUUUUGCUCACUUCUGCUUUGUCUCAGGGCUUUUUCAGUGCCUUUCUGCUACCCUCAGCCAGCACUGCUAUUUUUAGGGCUUAAAACCAGCAGUGGGGAUUUGGCUUUGCUUUUCUCACAGUUUGUGUCUACCCAAACCCUUCAGCCCCAGGUGCAGCCUUGUCCCCUCUUCUCAGUGCCUACAAGGCCAUGGGCAAGGCUGGUCUUAUGGAGAAACCUCAGAAGCAAGAGAAGGGGAACCAAGGACUUAGCAUCAGUGAAUGGCUUAGGUUGGAAGGGACCCUGAAGAUCAUCGUGCUCCAACCCCCUGUUGUGCCCUUCACAGCCGAGGCAACUGUUUAUCCUGAGGAGACACCAUUACUGCAUGGAAGAUGGUGGAAGGUUGAUUUGUUCCAUCUCUUCAACUGCUGCACCUGUGGGAGAGAACACUGUGAGUGCCCCCAAGCCACUGGUGUGCUCUUGGUCCUGGGCGUCACCUCCCCUCCCUAAUAGGUUUUUGAAGCGCUUCAACAGGUUGGCUUCCCAAGAAAAGACUCCUGCUAAUUGCUUACCCACCCUCUGUUGAACGCAGCCCCAGGAGAAGCUGGGGAGAAGUGGUUGGCAACUGGAGAACAGAACUAGGGGGUCUGUUAUCCCCUAUAUGCCCCACCCACGCCUUGGCUCUUGUGCUGCACCCUUGGCCCUGGUCUGUGCUGCUCCCAGGGGCUUGUUUGCUGCUGUGGAGAUAACUGGAGCUGUGUUUAAAUCCAGGGGAAAUAAAAGAAAUGAGACACCA